This is a messenger RNA of Penicillium crustosum, 240 nucleotides long. RefSeq lists its product as uncharacterized. Bases 1 to 240 code for a protein of 79 amino acids. NCBI's taxonomy places the organism in Eukaryota, Fungi, Ascomycota, Eurotiomycetes, Eurotiales, Aspergillaceae. The transcript has a single exon. The record is from RefSeq and is a predicted model, not a curated record.
AUGGCCAUCGCCGAUUCUGACGAACGUAAUGAUGCCCGCCUUGACAUAUACACACGAGGAAUGGAACAAGUAAUUAGAUUCCUAUCCAUGAAGGCGAAGGAAACCGAGUUGGAGGGGUUCAAUUUACAAAAGGCGUGGGUGUGUCGUGAUCUCGCAACCUAUGGGAAACAGGAUACACAGGAUACACAGGAUUCCCGAAAAAUUUCCAAGGAACCAUUCCACAGUGACCAGAGCAAUUGA